AUGGCAGCAGACAGCAGCAUGGCUCCUGAAGAAAAGCCGAGAACUGCUCCUGUGAAAAGGGCUGUCCACAAGAUCCGGAUGGCCAGCCAGGUCUUCAGCUUGGCACGAGGCUGGCAGCAGUGGGCAUCUGACCACCAUGUAAAGCAAGAGCAAGAGCCCUCUGGAUGGGUCCCCACUGCUGAAAGCUCAUCAGCUGAGCCUGUACAAGAAAGUUCCUUUGAAAAAUGGCAAAUUCCAUCUGUCAAGAGGGACCAAGAAAAAGAUGAUAAAAAAUCCUUAGCAAAGGAAUCAGUGACAAUAAGAGAUGCUGAGAAAAAAUCAACGGAAUCAGAUGAAGACCUCAAAAUGUUCAGCAUUAAAAGCAAAGAGGUGACCAAAACAGUCGUCAGCAAAGCCUACGAACGAGGGGGUGAUGUCAGCCUCCUCAGUGAAAGAUACGAGAACAACAGCAGCUCCGAGAUGACCAAACUUAAAGAAGAAUCAAGUGCUAUUGACAAAAUUCUUAGUAACAAAUUACCUUCAACUAUAAGGAGGAGGUGUUCAAAUGUGGUAUCAGAGCUGACCAAGGGCUGGGAGAAGAUGGAAGAUGAGGACAAAGAUGGGCCCAAGGGAGAGCUGCUGCUGAAAUGUCGUGAUGACAGCCUGGAUGCUCAGGACAGUGGCUAUGGGGAAGCAGAGGACAAGCUCGAGCAGGAAGACAGUGACCGGGAGGUGACAGCUGUGAGGAUUAAACGGCCUGUCCCAUCUCUCGCCAGCCGGCUGAGCGAGGAGGCGCGGAGCAAGGCGCGCAGGAAAUGCAGCGCCGUGCACAGCCUCAAGGACAGGUGGCAGGAAUGGGCCGACCAGCACAUCAUAACACAGAAGCUGAACCCCUUCAGCGAGGAGUUUGACCACGAGCUGGCCAUGUCCACACGCCUGCACAAAGGAGAUGAAGGAUACGGCCACCCAAAGGAAGGAACCAAAACUGCUGAGAGAGCCAAGAGAGCUGAGGCCCACAUCCACCGGGAGAUCAGGGACAUGUGCUUCAUCAUUGAAUCAAUGGCCAAGCCACGGCCCGACGGCAAGAUCCAAGUCACUUUUGGGGAACUCUUCGACAGAUACGUUCGUAUUUCAGAUAAGGUUGUUGGGAUUCUGAUGAGAGCCAGGAAACACGGGCUGGUGGACUUUGAAGGAGAAAUGUUAUGGCAAGGAAGAGAUGAUAAUGUCAUAAUUACUUUAUUAAAAUAG
Messenger RNA from Vidua macroura (Pin-tailed whydah), 1227 nucleotides. It is a transcript of the gene ABRA, whose product is annotated as actin binding Rho activating protein. Lineage: Eukaryota; Metazoa; Chordata; Aves; Passeriformes; Viduidae. Gene Ontology annotation, cellular component: sarcomere. The record is from RefSeq and is a predicted model, not a curated record. The coding region runs from base 1 to 1227 and encodes 408 amino acids. Gene Ontology annotation, molecular function: actin binding. Gene Ontology annotation, biological process: positive regulation of Rho protein signal transduction; positive regulation of transcription by RNA polymerase II. The transcript has 2 exons.